UUCGAAAUUAAUUUUUGCUCACUCCCAGAUAAUUUUCACAAAUUGUCAAUCUAUCAAAUAGUUUUGUCAUUUUUUUUGUUGAUCAUUUCUUUUCCACCGUCACUAAUUCUCUAAUAUAGUUUGUCAUUAUUUUGUCUAUGAUUCGAGUGUUUUUCAUCAUCGAUAAUGGCAAGAUUACCGAAUGAAAAUAUUGAUCUUGAGUUAUUCAAAGAUGAAUUCAAAAACAUUGAUCAAGAAUUUCUCCCAUCAGUAGUUUCGAUUUUCAGAUUGUUUCCUUUCAUAGACAUUGAAAAAGAAUUUUUAUUGAUGACCAAAGAAGCUACGUUUGCAUAUGGUGAAGUAAUAUGCUCAUGGUUAUCGUUGGAACAUGAUAUGAUCAGACCACGACGGAUAUCUUGUCUUGAUGAUAUGACAAUUGUUCAAGUAGAUUCUGGCGCUGAUUUUGUUGCCAUUCUUACUGAUGAAGGACAAGUAUUCAUAGCCAGCGAUGUUGAAUCUAAAUGGAAAACAAAGAGAACAUUACGAUUGAUUUCAAACAAUAAUGAUCGUUUUAAGAUGAUUGCUUGUGGAUGUUUGCAUUUAUUAAUGUUACGACAAGAUGGUCAUGUUUUCGCUGUUGGUGAUAAUCAUUUUGGUCAAAUAACUGGUAAUGAAGAAUCAUCAUAUCAAAGUAUUAUCAAAAUUGAUAACCCAGAAAAUGUUAAGCUCAUAGCUUGUGGAGAGUAUCAUAGUUUAUCAACAACUAAUAAAGGCAAAAUUUAUUCCUGGGGCCUUAAUUAUUCUGGUCAAUUAGGUUAUGGUGAUGAAAACAAACGAAACACUCCAUGUCUUGUUCCAUUUCCAAAUAGUGAUUCAAGCCGCAUCAAAGAUAUUGUUGCUGGCCAUGAACAUUCAUUAUUUUUAUUCGAAAAUGGUCAGCUUUGGGGAUGUGGUUUUAAUUAUAAUGGUGAACUUGGUCUUGGUGAUGAUAUUAAACGAUCAACACCGACAAAAAUACCAAUUGAAAAUGUACAACAAAUUGCAUGUUCCAAAUUCGGCAGGUUUUCAUUGGCGCAUGAUGGAUCAUCGUAUUAUGCAUGGGGCAAAACCGAAAAUGGCGAUUGGUUAUCACCGAGAAAAUUGGACGGUCAACCGACAUCAUUUGCUUCUGUAUCAGUUCAGGUAUUGGAUUCACCAAUCACAUUUGGUCUCACAUCAACCAUCUAUGCAUUCGGAUCGAAUGAUUCAAUAUACAAAUCAAUCCUCCGAUUAUUUGAUAAUCAAGAUAAUUAUGAUGUGGAAUUUAUAAUUGACAAAAAACGUAUAAAAGCAUGCAAAUGUUAUCUAAAAUCUGUAUCGGAAUAUUAUUGUCGAAUGUUUUCCGGAAAUUGGUGUGAAAAUGAUCUAGUUAACAUCAACGAUUAUUCAUAUGAAACAUAUCAUGCAUAUCUACUUAUGUUACAUACGGGUGAAAUUCAUAUUAAUCGUCAAAACAUAACCGAGCUUGUUGAUUUGGCCAACUGUUAUGGUGAUAUAAAAUUGAUGGAACAUUGUAAAACAUUCAUAUGGAAUGAUUUGGAUGAACAAACUACGCCCACAUAUCGUACAUUAAUAAACAAAUACGAAAUCAAGGAAUUGUAUGAUGUAUGACAAGAUUGGUCAUCUGGACAAAAAUCGUCAACAAUCUUCAUCAAAAUUUUUUUAAACUUUCAUGACUUUUA
Molecule: messenger RNA, 1700 nt
Organism: Dermatophagoides farinae (American house dust mite)
Lineage: Eukaryota; Metazoa; Arthropoda; Arachnida; Sarcoptiformes; Pyroglyphidae
Product: RCC1 and BTB domain-containing protein 2
Molecular function (GO): protein binding
Source: RefSeq, a predicted model, not a curated record